UUGCAGACUUCUGCUGGGAGGUUUGCAUCUCCUUUAUGAUGCUGGCAGCCAAUGACGCCCCGUGGCUUUAAGAGCCGAGGACCCCGUGUGUCUGGUCAGCCCGGCCUGGAUGCAGAGGAAGAGGCCAGUGGUGCUGUAAGCCGGCCUGGCCGCGGAGCGGAGCGGGCCCCGUGUGGCCCACGCGGCUGCCUGCUGAGGGGGCCCCUGCCCAGCCCCGCCUGCCAGACUCCGAGAGGCCGGAGGCCUAGGCCCACCAGGGAAGGUGUCUGCAGACAGAUGCUCCCCAGGCCGUGGGGUCUCCUGAGGGCACUGCCGGGCGGGUGGGCCUCGGGGGGAAGAUGCCGGCCAAGGGGCGCUACUUCCUUAACGAGGGCGAGGAGGGCCCGAACCAGGACGUGCUCUACGAGAAGUACCGUCUCACCAGCCAGCACGGGCCGCUGCUGCUCACGCUCCUGUUGGUGGCUGUCACUGCCUGCGUCGCCCUCAUCGUCAUCGCCUUCGUCUGCGGGGACCCCUCUGGACACCAGACUGUCCUGGGGACGACCUUCUUCACACUUGCUGUGUUUGUGGUUCUCUACGUGCUGGUUUAUGUUGAGUGCCUCGUCCGGCGGUGGCUCAGGGCCUCGGCGCUGCUCAUCUGGGUCUGCCUUAUGAUGCUGGGCUAUGUGCUGGUGUUCGACUCAUGGAUAAAGACAACCCACAUGGGGGCACAGGUGCCCUUCUUCCUCUUCAUUGUGUUCGUGGUGUACACGCUGCUGCCCUUCAGCAUGCAGGGGGCCGUCGUGGCGGGGGCAGUCUCCAGCAUCUCCCACCUCCUCGUUAUCGGGACUCUGAUGGAGGCCUUCACGACGCCCAGUGUCCAUGCAGGGCUGCAGCUGCUGGCCAACGCUGUCAUCUUCCUGUGUGGGAAUCUCACGGGCGCCUUCCACAAGCACCAGAUGCAGGACGCCUCCCGAGACCUCUUCACCUACACUGUCAAGUGCAUCCAGAUCCGUCGUAAACUGCGCGUCAAGAAGCGUCAGCAGGAGAACCUGCUGCUGUCGGUGCUGCCCGCCCACAUCUCCAUGGGCAUGAAGCUGGCCAUCAUCGAGCGGCUCAAGGAGCGCGGGGACCGCCGCUACAUGCCCGACAACAACUUCCACAGCCUGUACGUCAAGCGGCACCAGAACGUCAGCAUCCUCUAUGCCGACAUCGUGGGCUUCACGCGGCUGGCCAGCGACUGCUCCCCCAAAGAGUUGGUGGUGAUGCUGAACGAGCUCUUUGGCAAGUUCGACCAGAUCGCCAAGGCCAAUGAGUGUAUGCGGAUCAAGAUCCUGGGCGACUGCUAUUACUGUGUGUCGGGCCUGCCCGUAUCCCUGCCCACCCAUGCCCGGAACUGUGUGAAGAUGGGGCUGGACAUGUGUGAGGCCAUUAAGCAGGUGCGAGAGGCCACAGGUGUGGACAUCAGCAUGCGUGUGGGCAUCCACUCGGGGAACGUGCUGUGUGGUGUCAUUGGGCUGCGCAAGUGGCAGUACGACGUGUGGUCCCACGAUGUGUCUCUGGCCAACAGGAUGGAGGCGGCUGGAGUCCCUGGCCGGGUGCACAUCACAGAGGCCACGCUGAACCACCUGGACAAGGCGUAUGAGGUGGAGGACGGGCACGGGCAGCAGCGGGACCCCCACCUGAAGGAGAUGAACAUCCACACCUACCUGGUCAUCGACCCCCGGAGCCAGCAGCCGCCCCCGCCCAGCCAGCACCUCCCCAAGCCCAAGGGGGAUGUGGCCCUGAAGAUGAGGGCGUCCGUGCGCAUGACCCGCUAUCUCGAGUCCUGGGGGGCCGCACGGCCCUUUGCACACCUCAACCACCGCGAGAGCGUGAGCAGCAACGAGACCCCUAUCCCCAACGGACGGAGGCCCAAGGCCAUUCCCCUGCGGCGCCACCGGGCCCCUGACAGGAGUGCAUCCCCCAAGGGCAGGUCUGAGGACGACUCCUACGAUGAGGAGAUCCUCUCGGCCAUCGAGGGGCUUAGCUCCACGAGGCCCUGCUGCUCCAAGUCUGAUGACUUCUACACCUUUGGGUCCAUCUUCCUGGAGAAGGGCUUUGAGCGAGAGUACCGCCUGGCGCCCAUCCCCCGGGUCCGCCACUAUUUCGCCUGUGCCAGCCUCGUCUUCGUCUGCAUCCUGCUCAUUCACAUCCUGCUCUUGCCCAGGAUGGCGGCCCUGGGUGUGUCCUUCGGGCUGGUGGCCUGUGUGCUGGGGCUGGUGCUAGGCCUGUGCUUUGCCCACGAGUUCCUGAGGUGCUGCCCCGCCCGAGGGACACUGCAGGCCAUCUCCGAGAGGGUGGAGACCCAGCCCCUGCUGCGGCUGUCCCUGGCCAUCCUGACCAUUGGCAGUCUGCUCAGCAUCACCAUCGUCAACCUGCCGCUGAUGCCUUUCCCGGCCCUGAGGCAGCCUGCAGGCAACCAGAGCUUGGCGGAUGGGGAUGUGAGCAGCAGGGAGCUGGCCCCGUGCGAGCUCCUCCCGUAUUACACCUGCAGCUGCAUCCUGGCCUUUGUCGCCUGCUCCGUCUUCCUGCGGAUGAGCCUGGAGCUGAAGGUGGUGCUGCUGACGGUGGCCCUGGUGGCCUACCUGGUGCUCUUCAACAUCUCCCCGUGCUGGCAGUGGGACUGCUGCAGCCACAGCCUGGCCAACCUCACCAAGACCAACGGCACCCUCAGCAGCUCCCCGUUCUGUCUGUGGAAGGACCCGAAGGCAAUGAUCAAUUUCUACCUGGUUUUGUUUUACGUCACCCUCAUCAUGCUCUCCAGACAGAUUGACUAUUACUGCCGCUUGGAUUGCUUGUGGAAGAAGAAGUUCAAAAAGGAACACGAGGAGUUUGAAACUAUGGAGAACGUGAACCGCCUCCUUCUGGAGAACGUCUUGCCAGCCCACGUGGCCGCACACUUCAUUGGUGACAAGUUAAAUGAGGACUGGUACCAUCAGUCCUACGACUGCGUGUGUGUCAUGUUUGCGUCGGUGCCGGACUUCAAAGUCUUCUACACAGAGUGCGACGUCAACAAGGAGGGGUUGGAGUGCCUGCGUCUGCUGAACGAGAUCAUCUCCGACUUCGACGAGCUGCUCCUAAAGCCCAAGUUCAGCAGUGUGGAGAAGAUCAAGACCAUUGGCAGCACGUACAUGGCAGCCGUGGGGCUCAGCGUCCCCUCAGGGUCUGAGAACCAGGACCUGGAACGGCAGCACGCGCACAUCGGCAUCAUGGUGGAGUUCAGCAUCGCCCUGAUGAGCAAGCUGGACGGCAUCAACCGGCACUCCUUCAACUCCUUCCGCCUGCGAGUCGGCAUAAACCACGGGCCUGUGAUCGCUGGAGUGAUCGGGGCACGAAAGCCUCAGUAUGAUAUCUGGGGAAACACGGUCAACGUCGCCAGCCGAAUGGAGAGCACUGGAGAACUUGGCAAGAUCCAGGUUACUGAGGAGACCUGCACCAUCCUCCAGGGACUAGGUUAUUCUUGCGAGUGCCGGGGACUGAUUAACGUCAAAGGCAAAGGCGAGCUGAGGACUUACUUUGUCUGCACAGACACGGCAAAGUUCCAAGGGUUGGGACUGAAUUGAGGGCUUCUGGGAGGUGAACAUGCUGGAAGCGGAUUUUCCGUCCCUGAAGCAAGCCACAGGGAGCACUCGGCCCUAUGCCAGUCACAGAGGCAUUCCAGGGGUUUGGCCAUCACUACCCUGACAAGGUGGCUGUGUGUGGCCUCCUUGGACUUGUGCUAGAGGAUUUCUCGGAACGUGCACCAGACUCCAGCCCGAGGCUACCACCGAGCCUCGCCACGCACAGGCAGCUGGGACAUGCGGAUCCCCUGGGUACUGUGGAGAUCUCAGAGGGGGAGCCAGACACACAACUGGCCAUGGCCUGCCAGCCGCACGGGUGGGACUGGUCUUUUCUAGGUACAGAACCACCACGAGCUGUCCGGGAUGGGUUGGACACGCCUUUCUCCCAGUGGAGCAGCAACAGGGCUGUACGUUUCUCACACAGGCACCCCGGUAAACAGAGCUGAAAAUGCGGUUUUCCAUCUAUGAUUUCACACAGUAGGGAGAGAACAGCACAACAGAGGCUUGUUACUUGUCCUCUCUGGCAGGUGCUUGAUUUAAAUGGGUAUAUGAUUAGUGGAGUUUUACCCUUUCUAAUGACUUCUUAGAUGCCAGACAAAAAUCUCUUCCCUCCAGUGUGUUGUCUUUUUAACCACGUCCGCUGACGGCUUAGCCCUGCUGGGGCUGAGGAACACGGCUGUCACACAGCAAGAAGGCAAGGAGCGGCACAGCCCAGAAAGAAAGGCACGGCCUCUCAGCCCUUCCCUGAGCACCGUGUGUACUUGGAGUGCCCUCCUGCUAUCCUCACAUCUCAGUUCCUGUCCUGGAAAGGAAGGGGGUCUGUGUAGACAGAAGGCAGACACUGUAGUGCUCCCUUUCUCUUUAGUCCUCACAGCUCACUCGUAGAGCUUCAAGACGAAAAGCAUGUCCUCUGCAAGCGUGCAGAAGAGGUUCCCGGAUCUGGGAAGCCAGCCCGCUCAGAGCUGCGGAGACAGACUUGUUCCAAACAGGAGGAAUCAAAUCAAGUGCAAAAAGCCAGGUUUGCGAGAGGUGUCUUAUGGUGCUGCAAGUCUAAGAGAAUCAGAAGUCAGCCUUCACUGCGUUUCAAGGUUGAGGAGGAGCCAAACUGCUUGUUCCUGUUUCUGAAUCAGUUUCACCACUGCAUCCCCAGAGCACACCUGGGGCUCUAACAUGGCUGAAGUUCACUACAGAGCAGGGAUUCCCAGCUGGAGUCCUCCAGGAACCCCCCGCAAGUACAGGAAACCUGGCCCAUGGGAGACUUCAAAGGCUUACCCGGGGUUGCCGCCAAGGGCAGGGAGGACUGGACCUGAAGCCACUGUCCGCUGUCUGCCUGGGACAUGUCCACGGGCUUAUGAGGCUCAGAAGGGGCUUCUCUGGUUCGCAGAGGUGCUGGGGGCGCUAGUGCAGCUCUGAGGCCCGCAUUGUAACCAGCACAGAGGCGAAUGAAGUGUAAGAACUUGCUGGAUAAAGGAAUUUUGUGGCGAAAAUUCUGUUAAGGGGAAUAACCUUAAACUGUUUUAUGCACCGACUUUCCAUAUAAAGGGCUGGUUUCAGGGGGCACUACACUGAAAUGCGUCCACUUAACUCAGCAGUGACCAGGGCUGCUCAACAGGGCUCUCCUGGAGUGUCAGGGAGGUUCUGUCACUGAUGCGAUAUAGACACACACAGCCGUGUUGGGCCUCUCUGAAGUGGACGUAUUUCUACUCUUGCAAUAUUUGAAUUACUUUUCUCUUCCGGCACCAGAAAUCCCAAUUAGGAGUUUAAAAAGUAGUUACCAUAGAUUUUUAUUUCCAGUUCAAGCACUGCGCUCAAAAAUAUUUUGUAAGUUUUUAGUUUUCAUGUGCAGACCCUAGUGCAUAACUGACCAUAAAAAGCACAUAGUUUUGAUUUGCCUGUUUUCUGAUCCCUGAGCCCUUUCUUCACAGGCGCCAUUCUGUCUUAGGACAAGCGUCUUUGCUAACACUGACCUUUUCUAAGGGUCAAGGGCUUGCUUAAAGGUGGCCUCCCUGACUCUAGUGACAAUCGCACCUGAAGUUCUCUGGUUUACUCAUUAAGAAAAUUUCCUAAUAGAGAAGAUCAUUAACCAGCUUCUACACUGUGUAUAUAACAGGUCAACAUACAGAAACAGGUUUUGAGAAGGUGCAAACAACUAGGUAUUACUCUGUAUCCUGAAUAUUUAUAUAUCUGUAACAUUUGUUUCAAAAUGUAUUUUCUUUUCAUAAAGUACCAGUGUUUCUACUUUGUUUAGCAUUUCAUUCAUUAAAUUAGCAAUCUGGAAAACAUGAA
Messenger RNA from Herpailurus yagouaroundi (jaguarundi), 5867 nucleotides. RefSeq names its product adenylate cyclase 7 (gene ADCY7). Gene Ontology annotation, molecular function: adenylate cyclase activity. Lineage: Eukaryota; Metazoa; Chordata; Mammalia; Carnivora; Felidae. Gene Ontology annotation, biological process: intracellular signal transduction; adenylate cyclase-activating G protein-coupled receptor signaling pathway; adenylate cyclase-inhibiting G protein-coupled receptor signaling pathway. Bases 339 to 3584 code for a protein of 1081 amino acids. Gene Ontology annotation, cellular component: plasma membrane. The record is from RefSeq and is a predicted model, not a curated record. The transcript is spliced from 26 exons.